This is a messenger RNA of Lachancea mirantina, 909 nucleotides long. Lineage: Eukaryota; Fungi; Ascomycota; Saccharomycetes; Saccharomycetales; Saccharomycetaceae. The record is from the annotation of a GenBank genome assembly.
AUGCUCGUCGAUCUAAAUGUACCUUGGCCUCAAACGAGCUUCAAGAAUGCUCCUACUGCAUCUGACAUUCAGAAAGUACGAGAAACGCUUUCAACGCUUUCUUUGAUGGGCUACACACACAUCGCUCUAAAUUUCACUAUCAGCCAAGGCGACAAGUUUCCUUCAUCUGUGAAGGACAUGAAUCCCAUCAAAAUAGAAGAGAAUUUCGGUGACUUGAUGAAGUCUUCUGGUUUAAAGCUUUACUCUCGCCUUACGCUUAUAAUUGACGAUCCGUCAAAGGGUCAAUCUCUAUCCAAAAUAUCACAAGCUUAUGACAUUGUUUCGGCAAUGCCAAUUAGCGAACGGGGCCUCACAUUAGCGACGGGUAACCUAGACGUUGAUUUACUCACUUUCCGCUAUGAUCAACGAUUGCCUACGUUUUUAAAGCAUAAGAACAUCUGCAGCUGCGUCAACCGUGGCGUCAAGCUCGAAAUUGUCUACGCGUAUGCUUUGCGUGACAUGCAAGCCAGAAGGCAAUUUAUACAGAAUGCGAAAAGCGUAAUACGAAGUUCCAGGUCGCGUGGUAUCGUGAUUAGCAGUGGCGCGGAAAAGCCUUUGGAAUGUAGAAAUCUUCUGAGUGCUUGCAGUCUGGUGAAAUUUUUAGGACUAUCCAGUGAUAAGUGCAAUAAGGCGAUGGGUGAGCUGCCGGCACUGGUUCUCCUUAACGGCAGGCUCAGAAAUAGAAGCUACAAGCAGACUGUCGUUGUCGGUGGUGGUAUCGGUCAUGACACAGACGUUGUCAAUGCGACAGAUGGCAUUGACGCUACGAAAAUGAUAAAAAUCGUGAAAAGGAAAAGAGCGGAUAAUAUAGAGGACCCAUCAAAAGAAAGAGACACUCCGGAGCCCAAAUCCAAGAAAUUGCAGAUUUAA